Messenger RNA from Debaryomyces fabryi, 572 nucleotides. RefSeq names its product dolichyl-phosphate beta-glucosyltransferase (gene ALG5). Gene Ontology annotation, cellular component: endoplasmic reticulum membrane. The annotation marks the transcript as partial. The record is from RefSeq and is a predicted model, not a curated record. NCBI's taxonomy places the organism in Eukaryota, Fungi, Ascomycota, Pichiomycetes, Serinales, Debaryomycetaceae. The transcript has a single exon.
AUGCUAGUGUAUAUACUAUUGUUUGCGGCGGCAUUAGCCAUAUGCAUCUACUCGAUAAUAGUUUUGUUUUCGCAUAAGCCAAGGGAACCUACACCGAGUGAAUUGACUUAUACGACUAACGACUCAGCAGGUGAACAUUACAAACUACCAAGUAGGAUCAAUUCAAGCACAUCUGAAUACAAGGAUGAUGGAAUCCAAUUGAGUGUAGUUAUACCUUGCUUCAAUGAAACACAGAGAUUAGGUAAAAUGCUUAGCGAGUGUAUUGAACACUUAGACGCUAAUUACCCAUCUCAAUACGAAAUAAUUAUAGUGGAUGAUGGGUCGCUGGAUAAAAGUGACGAAUUUGCUCUUAGGAAAGCAAACGAGUUCCGUUUGAAACCACAUGUUAUGAGAGUAGUUAAAUUAUCAAAAAACCGAGGUAAAGGAGGGGCAGUGACACACGGUUUAUUGCAUUCGAGAGGCAAAUACAGCCUAUUCGCUGACGCUGACGGGGCUACGAAGUUCAGUGAUGCCGACAAGCUAGUUGCGUAUUUAAGCUCAGUGGACAACAACAAGCCAGCAAUUGCAAUAGG